Molecule: messenger RNA, 846 nt
Organism: Protopolystoma xenopodis
Lineage: Eukaryota; Metazoa; Platyhelminthes; Monogenea; Polystomatidea; Polystomatidae
Source: the annotation of a GenBank genome assembly
AUGUACAUGUCUUUGUUGAAUCUCUUUCCAGGUGGGCUGACCAAGACUGUCUGUCCGAAUUACGCUCGGCCUCCGGGACCGGUGUUGCCGUACGAUGAAUCUCUCCGCCUCAAGCAGAUUGACGCCAGUCAAGCUUCGUCGGCAUCUGGUCUGUUAGCCUCCUCCAGUGCCGCAGACUCGCUAUCCUCGUCUGUACCAACCUCAUCCUCAGCUUCCUCAAACUCUGCGUCAUCUUCGGACCAUGCUCGCUUGUCGAAGCUGCGGUCAAUUCGGACGGACACCAUGCAGAUGGAUGAGUGCUGCGCCUGCGGUAGUGCCACGUACAGGCUGACCUUCCGUGGCGUCUGGAAUCGUAAGACGCACCCACGCGACUGGCCCAUCGGUCAAUCGGGCCUUCUUCACUGGACCAACCUAAUCGGUGCCAGUCACAUGGCCGGCUUCAGUUUAUACCGUCCGGGAGAGCCGGCCAGUGCUGGUGUCCAAUCGGUCUGCAUGUACGGCGACACAACAGUGCUGCGACAGCAACUGGCUCUUGUGUCUUCCAACUCGGACGGCAUCAGCGGAGUCCCAACUGGCACCCAACGUGGUGCCUAUGGCUUAACACCAUUGCACAGGUGGGCUUCAGUUGGCCUCGACGAGAGUCAGGCGAACCGGCAAUUUAGAAGCAGUUCUACCGCAAAACAUACCGCCGCUAUGAAGUGUGUUCAUUCUAUUUCGUUUAAGGUGACAAGGGGAUUGACAAUUGAAUUUUCCCACAAUGAUAUGAUUAGACAUGAUGUUUUCAUUAAAUUUCACAUAGAAUAUUCACCUGUGAAAUUCAGCUACCAGUCCCCUUUACCACCCUAA